Messenger RNA from Anneissia japonica, 2523 nucleotides. Its product is annotated as cytosolic Fe-S cluster assembly factor NUBP2 homolog. Gene Ontology annotation, cellular component: cytosol. The transcript has 9 exons. Gene Ontology annotation, molecular function: ATP-dependent FeS chaperone activity; iron-sulfur cluster binding; ATP binding. Lineage: Eukaryota; Metazoa; Echinodermata; Crinoidea; Comatulida; Comatulidae. The coding region runs from base 112 to 1035 and encodes 307 amino acids. Gene Ontology annotation, biological process: iron-sulfur cluster assembly. The record is from RefSeq and is a predicted model, not a curated record.
GGGAAACUGCAUGACAUUUUUACGUACCCUCGCUCUCGACAUUUCUAUGGUCAAGGUCGACCAGGAGGAAUGUAAAUAAACAUUGAAACGUGGCCAAAAUACAUUUGCUUGAUGGAUGAUGACUAUAAUAGCGGCAUGGGUUGCCCAUCAGAAUCCAGCCUUGCUGGUAGGGCAAAAGUUUGUGAUGGUUGCCCAGGAAAGGCCUUGUGCCAAAAACAAGGGGGUGUUGACCCUGAUCAAGAGAUGAUAAAUCUCCGAAUGAAUGCAAUUAAAUACAAGAUUCUGAUUCUCUCAGGAAAAGGAGGUGUGGGGAAGUCUAGCAUUGCUGUAGGACUAUCAAUCUCUUUAGCUCAACAUUCAAAUAAGGUUGGACUUGUCGAUGUGGACAUCUGUGGACCGAGUAUUUCCAAAUUGAUGGCCGUGGAAGGGGCAAAGGUUGUCAACACCCAAUAUGGCUGGACCCCUUUAAAGUCACCUCAUGAGGAUGUCAAAGUGAUGUCAGUUGGCAACAUUCUAGAGCACUCAGACAAUGCCAUCAUCUGGAGAGGUCCAAGGAAAACACAGCUCAUCAAACGAUUCAUUAAAGACACUUUCUGGGGGCGAUUGGACUAUAUUUUGUUUGAUACACCCCCGGGCACUAGUGAUGAACAUCUGACAGUAGUAAGCGCAUUGAAAAAUGUCAAACCAGAGGGCGCCAUCAUAGUUACCACACCUCAACAGGUUGCCUUGACAACCAUCAGAAAAGAGAUUAAUUUUUGUCGAAAAAUGGGCAUUAGGAUUAUUGGAAUCGUUGAGAAUAUGAGUGGUUAUGUUUGCCCUUGUUGUCAGGAGGUAUCAUAUUUAUUUCAAUCUGGCGGUGCUGAAAAAUUAGCUGAUGAGUAUGGUUUAAAAUUACUGGGCAAGAUUCCUGUUGACUCGAAUUUAACAGCAUGUGCUGAAGAAGGGAGCAAUUUGUUCACCAAGCAUCCAGACUCGCCUGCUUCAAUUGCAUUCAGAAAAAUCGCUACAGAACUCGAGACUACCUUGCCCAGGUGACAUCAUUCGCCGAGAGAAUUGGGUAAAACUUAAUACGGGUAUUAAAAAUAAGGAAUGAACUGGAGGAAGGAAUCACUUGACUUGCAUCUCGUACAAGAGGAACAAUUGAUCUGUGUAUCGUAUGACUAAUGCCGCCCUGUACAGACUACCUAAUUUUAUUUGACAAAAACAUGUGACAUGCCUAAAUAUGGUCAUGAUGACAUCACAUCAUGGCCAUAUAUAGGCACAUUAUGACUAUAUAUGGGCAUACAAGUUAUUUUAUAAAAGAAAAUUUGAUAGUGUGGACAAAGGUAGAAGUGUCAGAACUUGCUGAACACUAUUUAUAUUGCAAAUGCACACAAGGAUCUUUACAUUAUAUUUUUAUGUAUCUUAACCAGGGAAGAGACUUAACUAAUACAGGGUGAUAUACCUACACUAUUUUUCAUUAUCACCCCUGAGAAGAGCACUGUUGACCAAAAGCUAGUGUAUUGUCAAUUAAAACUAAUCUGAAAAGUUCCUAAAAUUUUACAUUGUUUUUUAUAUACUACGUCUCAAAGAUUAAGUCAAAAAUUACAGUAUUUUUUUUUUUUUGGAUAAAGGGGUGAUUAUGGUUUAGUAUUGUGGAGGGAAACAGGUGGACUGGGAAAGGGGCCAAAAGGGGCAAUCCCUUCCUAAAUAAACCUAUUCUGAGGCUUCUGUAAAUUUUUCAUUUCCAGUGGAAUUGGGGAUAAGCACAUUAGAAUUAUUAAACAGCAGGCUUGUAGCCAUAUCCAUAUGCUUUACUUUGUUAUCCUUUACAAUAUAUGCAACAUUUUGAAUGCAUGUAUGUAUAUGUGUAUGUACCAUAGAUCCUUGGGCAUAAGGCCACCCCUUACAUUAUGCCAUAUUUUAUGUACCAGCCUUUCCUUGUGCAAAAGCCCAAGGCAUGACUUUUACAAAAUUAUAUUCUCAGAAAAAAACAUCAAAUGCAAGGGGACACCAAAAAUUCAAAAAAGCUGCCAUUUGAUUAAAAAGGGGACACCCAAAAUUUGACCCAAUUUUGUGUAUGGGCUUAAACCAGAGAACUACAGUACAUAUACGUAUGUAUUCAGAUCCCAUCACAUUUAAAAAUUAUAUUGAACAGUCUCUAAUACACCAGGGUCAAAACUUAAGCGCUCCCCAGCACCCUCGUUUAGUUACUGGGCCGGUAUCUAUACGAAUCCCAAUUUGCCACUGUGUAGCAAACAUUAGGUGUGUAAUUGAUAACUUGGUGAUAGCUGCUUCAUAACGAAGCAGUGUGACAUAGUACUCUACUGUAUGUGACAGGUAUUCAAAUACAUUAAAAUAAUGACAGUACAAAAACACUCACUAAAACAUACUGUCCUGAUACACAUGUAGUUUUAUUACCAUUGCAUACAAUAAAAACUCUAUUUAUAAAAUCUGAGUGACAAUGAAGAGGUUAAAUUCUCCUUUCUUACAGUAUUAUCAAAUUCACAAGAAAUAAUCUGAAUUAAAGAAAUGAUUUUUCAA